AUGGAGCUCUCGCAGGCCCGGGUGCCGCCACGUGCACGCCGUCGUGGUGACGUCCGCGCUUGUCGCCGCAGGCGUCGCCGCGUUCUCCAGCGGGGCGCUCUCGCGCACCGCGGCGGGCGUAACUACGGGGCGGCGCGGGGAAGGAGGCUACUAAUUCCCGUUUCCGACGCGGCUUCCGCGAAAGCGUCGAAGGCGAUGGACGGCGUUGUUGGCGUGGCUGCCCGCGGAGAUCGCGACGUCGCUCGACGACUUCCCCUUCUUCCUCAAGUGAGCCGCUUUCCCUCCUGCCACUCGCCGGUGAUUUAUUUGCUAAGCAAGUCGUUGAAUCUGACUCACGGUCGUGUGUCGCCGCGCAGCAAGAAGACGCGCGAGCUGCUCACCGCGUCGGCUGGGAGGACGUUCCUCUGCGAGGGCGCUUCGAAGCGGUUUCACUCCAUCACCGUGCGAGGCCCCGAAGGGUCGGUGCGGUACCAGGCGGAGCUGUGCAAGGGGCUGGCCAAGAAGUUCGACGCCGCCCUGUUCCUCCUCGACGCCUCCUUCGUGCACCUGCUCUCGCAGGUGCCUGGAUCGGGCUUCGCCUAUUUCACGGAGAAAGGGGACGCAGCUGCCACGCUUCAGGCCUCUCAUGCGCGCCCCAGUGAUCUGCCUGGUGGCGAGCGCGGAUGGCUGUGCGGCAGCGCUGGCCCAGACCCUGGCGAAGCGGGUGGAGGGGUCCCCAUGGCAUGCUCGUCGUUGCCUCCUGCACUGCUGCCUGCGAGGAGGGAGAGGAAGGUGCGGGCGUGGGAGGCGAUGCUCAAGGAGCAGAGUCACUACAUGGUGUGCGAGCGGAACAUGCAGGCCAUCUUCCUGGCGCUGAAGGCGCGCAAGGUGACGUGGGAUGAGGACGUGGCAGACGCGCGGUUCAACUUCACGGCCGCGCCACUGCGAUGGUACGCUGCGCUGCUCGCUGUGCGCUCACAUGAUCCACUUAGCCCGGUCAGGGGAGUUUCUUCUAAUCGGUUCUGUGCGGUGCGUGGGCGUGCAGAGGUGGAGGACAUCAUCAACAUGGCCUGUCGGAGCAGAUGCUUGCCGGCCGCACCAACGCGCAGUUGCACGUCACACGCGACAGGUGCGUGUGCCUCCUUGCUCAUGCCUUUCAUGGCCUCAUCCGGCACGGCGCUCACGGCGCUGACAGCAUGUGUGCUGUCGAUUGAAUGCGUCAGGCUGGAGUACUCGCUGAGUCUCUUCUUCGAUGAGGAUGGUGCAUGCCAUGAGAAGACCGCCGUCACCAACGGCCAGGUGGGGCAGGGCAAGGAGAGCAGUGGCGGUGCACAAGGCGGGUGCUGCGCGUGGGCAUCCCCAAGGGCGACGAGGGGCGCGGGCUCCAAGGUGGGCACGCCCAGGGGCGAUGCGCUCGCAUGGUUUGCUAACGCGGGGAUUUUCCCCGCUGUGCGGGCGGGGCAGGACGACAACGACUUUGAGAAGCGCAUCCGCCCGGAGAUCCUGGGCGCCGGCAGCAUCGGAGUGACGUUUGAGUCCAUUGGAGCGCUGGAGAGCGUGAAGGAGUCGCUGCGGGAGCUGGUGCUCGUGCCGCUCAAGCACCCCGAGAUCUUCAACAAGGGCGGCCUGCUGCAGGUGAGAGCUUCUGACGCAACGCUACUUGGUGUGGUGGCAGGCGUGCAAGGGCAUUCUGCUGUUCGGCCCGCGGGCACGGGCAAGACGAUGCUGGCCAAGGCGGUGGCACGGAGUGUGGGGCGAGCUUCAUCAACGUGUCCAUGUCCACCAUCACCUCCAAGUGGUGUCGGUGAGGACGAGAAGAACGUGAGGGCACUGUUCACGCUGGCGGAGAAGGUGGCGCCCACCGUCAUCUUCAUCGACGAGCGUUUUAAUUGGCUGGGUUCGUGUUCGUUUGGGUGGUUCACAUUGAUCGUUUCGCAUGCUGCGGUGGCAGGUGGACAGCAUGUUGGGGCAGCGCAAGGGGGCGGGGAGCACGAGGCGAUGAGGAAGAUAAAGAACGAGUUCAUGACGCACUGGGACGGGCUCGCCUCCAAGGCGGGCAGCCGUGUGCUCGUGCUCGCCGCCACCAACCGCCCCUUCGACCUCGAUGAGGCCAUCAUCCGCCGCUUCCAGCGCCGUGUGAGACCACACCAUGCGCGCCAUCCUCUUGCACUUCAUUUACUCUCGCAUCAUGGUGGGGCUGCCGGCGCGGGCAACAGGGAGCUCAUUCUGCGCUUCAUCCUGCAGCACGAGCACGUGGAUGCUGACGUGGACUACUGUGAGCUCGCGCAGCUCACUGAAGGCUUCUCAGGGAGGACCUCAAGACUCUCUGCACCGCAGCAGCUUAUGGCGUACUGA
Molecule: messenger RNA, 2334 nt
Organism: Closterium sp. NIES-65
Lineage: Eukaryota; Viridiplantae; Streptophyta; Zygnematophyceae; Desmidiales; Closteriaceae
Source: the annotation of a GenBank genome assembly